AUGCUACUAACACUGAUGUUUCUGGGCCUUGCUGCCCUUGUUGCUCCUUCUGUAAGUUAUGGAUGUUAUGGUGAUUUACGUACUAUGGAAACCCCUGUGAUUUCCUGCAGAGCUGUACAAACCCCAACUUGUGGGGUUCAGGCUGCAGAAAAGAGUGCUGAAAUAGACGUAGUACGUCUAAAGAGAUACAAAGUCCCUAUUAUGAGAGUUGCCAGAAAUCUGUGCAUAGAUCCAGCACUCAUUGCUGCAAUCAUAUCUGUGGAGAGUCGUGCUGGAGCUACUCUAGUUGAUGGCUGGAACCGUGAAAGAAACCAAUAUGGCUUGAUGCAGGUUCAUACACACUACAAUUCGAUUCCUGGAGCCUGGGAUAGUGAAGAACAUAUAACUCAAGGUGCAACUAUUCUAGUUACUGGAAUUAAGGCAUUACAGACAAAGUACCCUACCUGGUCAUGGCAACAAUAUCUCAGAGGUGGGAUUUGUGCCUAUCAUGACAAGGUUAGGAACAUCCAGGUCUAUGAUGGAAUGGACAAUUGCAAUUCGAGCAAUGAUUAUGUUAAUAAUGUUAUUAUUCGAGCCAAAUAUCUGCAGAAUAAUGGAUUCAGCAUUUUAGUGUAAUACUGGCUUCAGCCUCUUUUCAGAUAAAUCAUAAUUCUCA
Chrysemys picta bellii (western painted turtle) is the source of this 655-nucleotide messenger RNA. RefSeq names its product lysozyme g. Gene Ontology annotation, molecular function: lysozyme activity. NCBI's taxonomy places the organism in Eukaryota, Metazoa, Chordata, Testudines, Emydidae. The record is from RefSeq and is a predicted model, not a curated record. Gene Ontology annotation, cellular component: extracellular region. Gene Ontology annotation, biological process: peptidoglycan catabolic process; defense response to Gram-positive bacterium.